AUGGUUAAUUCCACUGAAUCUAAAAGUUUUACUGAAUCUAAAUGUUUCACUGAAUCUAAAGGUUUCACUGAAUCUAAAAGUUACACUGAAUCUAAAAGUUACACUGAAUCUAAAAGCUCCACUGAAUCUAAAAGUUAUACUGAAUCUAAAAGUUAUAUUGAAUCUAAAAGUUCCACUGAAUCUAAAAGUUCCACUGAAUCUAAAAGUUACAUUGAAUCUAACAGUUACACUGAAUCUAAAAGUUACAUUGAAUCUAAAAGUUACACUGAAUCUAAAAGUUACAUUGAAUCUAACAGUUACACUGAAUCUAAAAGUUACAUUGAAUCUAAAAGUUACACUGAAUCUAAAAGUUACAUUGAAUCUAACAGUUACACUGAAUCUAAAAGUUACAUUGAAUCUAAAAGUUACACUGAAUCUAAAAGUUACAUUGAAUCUAAAAGUUACACUGAAUCUAAAAGUUCCACUGAAUCUAAAAGUUCCACUGAAUCUAAAAGUUACAUUGAAUCUAAAAGUUACACUGAAUCUAAAAGUUCCACUGAAUCUAAAAGUUACACUGAAUCUAAAAGUUCCACUGAAUCUAAAAGUUACACUGAAUCUAAAAGUUACACUGAAUCUAAAAGUUACACUGAAUCUAAAAGUUCCACUGAAUCUAAAAGUUACACUGAAUCUAAAAGUUACACUGAAUCUAAAAGUUACACUGAAUCUAAAAGUUACACUGAAUCUAAAAGUUACACUGAAUCUAAAAGUUACACGGAAUCUAGAAGUUAA
Molecule: messenger RNA, 768 nt
Organism: Physella acuta
Lineage: Eukaryota; Metazoa; Mollusca; Gastropoda; Physidae
Product: NK-tumor recognition protein-like
Source: RefSeq, a predicted model, not a curated record